This is a messenger RNA of Aspergillus mulundensis, 942 nucleotides long. RefSeq lists its product as uncharacterized. Gene Ontology annotation, cellular component: mitochondrion. The record is from RefSeq and is a predicted model, not a curated record. The transcript has a single exon. Lineage: Eukaryota; Fungi; Ascomycota; Eurotiomycetes; Eurotiales; Aspergillaceae. The coding region runs from base 1 to 942 and encodes 313 amino acids.
AUGCACCCGACUCGCCCCUUCCUCUCCAUUGCUCUACCUUCCUCACCUCCAGCUCAACUCGCAACUAGGAGCUCCGUUACCCCCCUGAACCGCCGCCUCUUCGGCCUCCCUACACCCCCCGCACCACUUACCUCCCUACACAACGACCUUCCCUCGUUUCUCGACUAUGCGAGGCGUACGAGUCUCCCUGAGAAGACAACAACUUAUCAAGGCACGAUCUACGAGUAUACUGUGCAAUCGCACCUCCGCGCCUCCGCCUUCAGUCUACACCGUGUGGGCGGGAAAUCAGACCUGGGUAUCGACCUUACCGGGACAUGGCACGUUGGCGCGAACCCGGUAAUCGACCCGCCCGUGCGCGUGAUCGUGCAAUGUAAGGCGACAAAGGCGAAACUCGGGCCGCAUGUUGUCCGAGAACUUGAGGGCGUUACGGCGAGGCAUUUUGCGGUUUCGCUGGCGAGGGGGUCGGGUGGCGGUGUUGGGAUGCUGGUUGGCCCAAGAGAAACGAGUAAGGGGGUCCGAGAGGCGCUGGGGAGGAGUGCGAUGCCGCUUGUUUGGAUGAUGGUUGAACGAGAUGGGAGGGUGAGGCAGGUGCUGUGGAAUGGGAGGGUAGAGAAGCUGGGGCUUGGUGGGUUGGGGGUUGAGGUUCUAUACUCCAAGUCUGGAGAAGGAGAGGCAGAAGCGGAGGUCUCCACGGAGGCUAGGUUGACGUGGGAGGGCAAGGAGGUACAGACUAUGGAUGAGGUUGAGGAGGGCAUGAAGCGGCUGGAAGAAGAGUGGAUGACGAAGUGGAAGGAGGACGGACUGGAAGAUGUGUCCGCGGAGGAGGUAUUGGACGCGGUGGAGAAGUUUGUGCCGGAGACGAGGCCGAUAUCAAUUUCGGAUGAGGAGAGGAAAGAGGUGGCUAGGAGCUUGUUGCUAACUCGCUCUGGCCGUGUGCAGUAG